Molecule: messenger RNA, 1418 nt
Organism: Copidosoma floridanum
Lineage: Eukaryota; Metazoa; Arthropoda; Insecta; Hymenoptera; Encyrtidae
Product: solute carrier family 2, facilitated glucose transporter member 8
Biological process (GO): transmembrane transport
Cellular component (GO): membrane
Molecular function (GO): transmembrane transporter activity
Source: RefSeq, a predicted model, not a curated record
AUGCCCUCGAUUGCCAGGUUAAAUCAGCACGUUGCCGCCUUGCUCGCUUCCACGGCAGGCUUUGCCGCAGGAGUGACGCUCGGCUGGAACUCGCUGGCCGGUCUUGCGCUUCGCACGGCUCUUGGGUGGGAUCAGGAGGACGCGGACCUCGUGGUCAGCGUGGUAGCCGUGGGAGCCACCCUCGGAGCUCUAUUUCUCGUUCUACUGCCCCAGAAGUGCCGAGCCGGCUCGAGCGGAGCUUUUGUCUGCGCCGCCGUACCACCUCUUGUUCUGGGAUGGACGGUCAUCUGCUACGGAGACUAUUCGUACUGGUACCUGCUCUGGGGCCGAAUUUUCUGCGGCUUGGGUCUGGGCUCUCUGUGUACUCUCGUGCCCCUGUACAUCGGGGAAAUCGCGGCUGACGGCAAGCAAAGGGACGCCCUACUCUUCUACUUCCACAUGAUGGUCAGCGGCGGGUUGGCGUGCUCCUUUGCCCUGGCCUCGGCCAUCUUGCUCGAGGACGAGGACGAGCUCCCUCUCAAAAGGUACAGUAUGGGCUGUGCAGCUGCUUGCGUUCCUGCGUUGUUGUGCUGUGCUGUACCGGAAAGUCCCCUGCAACGAGUUCACCAUCAGGAGAGUCAAGACACCAUCAAUACAUUGCAAAGUAUUGAUAGUUCAAGCACCGAAGAUGAGCUGAUGUACUCACUCGCGCGAGCCUUCGAUGAGAAAAAAGUGAGCGCGCUGAGGAGUUGGAAGUUCUGGCAUCGGUUCGGCGCCACCAUGAUAGUAACGGCUCUGCAGCAGCUAAGCGGCGCCAGCCCUAUAAUAUUCAACGCCCUCGCCCUGUUCGACCACGCGGGCUCCGGUAAACUAACUUCCGGCCAACUGAACCUGGUCUGCGGUGCACUCCAGAUCACAGCCUCGAUGCUGGCCGUCGUUCUCGUUACCUACCUCGGACGCCGGAGACUACUGAUCGGCUCCUCCUUUCUCAUGGGCUUGUCGCUCAUUCUUUUGGGCUCGUACAUCAGAUCGAGAGAUUCCAACACCCAGCCAAGCAGUACGUACAACUGGAUGCCACCCACGUGGAUCGCCCUGUACUUUGGAGCCUACAGUCUCGGAGUCGGUCCCGUAUCCUGGGCUUUACUUGCAGAUUCCUUUCCUAUGCAAUUACGCGCAUAUUCGGCUUCCAUCGUAUCUGCUGUGAGUUGGCUGCUCUGCCUGACGCUGAACCAUCAGCUGAGGGCGCUGCUGAUGAAACUGGGCCUGGCCGAGACUCUGUGGCUGUUUGCCGGAUUCUGCUGGCUCGGCGCACUGCUGGGCCAUUUUCUCGUCCGAGAAACCAACGCCAAGACCCUGGCCGAAUUGCACGCAAACUUCCGCACCAGUUGAUACUCCACGAAAGACGAGGAGACCAGUGCAAUGGAUCAUCCCCAACUCCA